UUAAUAAUUCAAGGUUCAUAAUUUUUUUUUCAUGGAAGGUGAGUAUUAACAAGUAUUGUAUACAUAAUGUGUGUAAUUUGUAAAUAAAAAAAAUAAAAAAAGAAAGAAAAAAAAUAGUGGCAAAAGUCUGACCCACAAGCCCCUGCUUAGAUGUGUUAAAUUCCAAUUCCAAUUAUUUCUUGACAGGAGACUCAGAGGAAGAUGAACUGGGGCUUUUUGGAGAACGUCCUCAGUGGGGUGAACAAGUACUCUACUGUGAUCGGGCGCAUCUGGCUCUCUGUGGUCUUUCUCUUCAGGAUCUUGGUGUAUGUGGCGGCAGCUGAGCAGGUGUGGAAGGAUGAGCAGAAGGAUUUUGUGUGCAACACCCAGCAGCCUGGCUGUGAGAAUGUCUGCUACGACCACUUCUUCCCUAUCUCGCAGAUUCGUCUCUGGGCUCUGCAGCUCAUCAUGGUAUCCACCCCAUCCCUUCUGGUGGCCCUGCAUGUGGCCUACAGGGAGCAUCGGGAGGCCAAACACAGGAGAAAACUGUACAAGGACAAAGGGAGCAUUGACGGAGGUCUAUUCUGCACCUACAUCAUCAGUCUGGUUUUCAAGAUAAGCUUUGAGGCAGGCUCCCUGCUCGCUUUCUACUUCUUGUACAAUGGCUUUGACGUGCCCCUGCUGCUCCACUGCAGCGAGAGUCCCUGUCCCAACAUAGUGGACUGUUACCUUGGCAGACCCACAGAGAAGAAGAUCUUCCUCUACAUCAUGGGCUGCACGUCUAUUCUGUGCAUCGUUCUGAAUUUUGUGGAGCUCAUGUACAUUGUAUGGAAGCAGUUGUGGAAAUGUUUCACAAGGCGGUACAUCCCUGUGGAGGAGAAGGCUGUCAGCCACUGCCAGCCACCUGUUUCCAUUGUCAACAAGUUUGUAUCUGCUGAGCCCAGAGUAAACACAGAGAACGGCACAACACAGCCUGCAUCAAUCGCUGAAAACCAGCCUAUCCAGUCCUAGAGGACGGUAACUGACAGAGAGCUCAUGUUCCCACAGUGAAACCACAACUUGUUGAGCUGACAAACCAAAAUGGACACUGCUCACACCUGCCAGUUUGUAUCUGUGCUGUAAAAAAAGAGAUAAA
Centropristis striata (black sea bass) is the source of this 1114-nucleotide messenger RNA. It is a transcript of the gene gjb7, whose product is annotated as gap junction protein beta 7. The transcript has a single exon. Bases 202 to 990 code for a protein of 262 amino acids. NCBI's taxonomy places the organism in Eukaryota, Metazoa, Chordata, Actinopteri, Perciformes, Serranidae. Gene Ontology annotation, cellular component: connexin complex. Gene Ontology annotation, biological process: cell communication. The record is from RefSeq and is a predicted model, not a curated record.